AUGGCUGGUAAAUUACGAUUUCUGGAUAAUCGCGAGGAUGAACAAACUCGUGGCAUCACGAUGAAAUCCAGUGGAAUCUCAUUACUGUAUGGUCCUAUGCUUGUUAACCUCAUGGAUAGCCCUGGUCACGUUGACUUCUCAUCAGAAGUUACUUCAGCUUUAUUACUGUCGGAUAUCGCAUUGUUACUCGUUGAUGUUGUAAGUUUACUCUGA
This is a messenger RNA of Strongylus vulgaris, 213 nucleotides long. NCBI's taxonomy places the organism in Eukaryota, Metazoa, Nematoda, Chromadorea, Rhabditida, Strongylidae. The record is from the annotation of a GenBank genome assembly.